Messenger RNA from Micromonas commoda, 1839 nucleotides. Its product is annotated as aminopeptidase. Gene Ontology annotation, biological process: proteolysis. Gene Ontology annotation, molecular function: manganese ion binding; metalloaminopeptidase activity. Lineage: Eukaryota; Viridiplantae; Chlorophyta; Mamiellophyceae; Mamiellales; Mamiellaceae. The transcript has a single exon. Gene Ontology annotation, cellular component: cytoplasm. The record is from RefSeq and is a predicted model, not a curated record. The coding region runs from base 1 to 1839 and encodes 612 amino acids.
AUGGCGACGUCGUCGUGCCCCGCGUUCGUGUCCGCGCCUCGCGCGGCGGUCAUCGGCGCGGCGUCCCGCGCGAUCGUCGCGCGGCGGGUCGCCCCGACCGGCGCGAAACGUCGCGUCGCGUCCACCAUCGUCCCUCGCGCCUCCGCCGACGCGCCCCCCGUCCCUGCAGUGGAUAUCCCCGACACGAACGACGAGUGGGAGGCGGUCUCCCCCGUCGAUUUCGCCGCCGACGUCUCCGCGGCGCUGGCGGCGGACAAGGUGGUCAUCCUCGGCAAGCGCGGCGCGCUGCGAUCGCCGGGAUUCGUCGCCUCCCUGCCGGAGUCCCUCCGAACGGUGUGGCUCGAGGCCGUCGCGGCGGUGCAGGCCGGGGACAACGGCGGCAAACGCUCCAUCAUGGUCCCGUGGGACAACGGCGGUCGCCUCAAGGACGUCUUAAUCGGGGUGUUGCCCACAGCCGUAUCCCGACACAACUGCCCCGCGGCGGCAUUCGCCGUCAACGCCCUCCUCGCCGGAUGCCAACCCCCCGCGCACGGGCAAACCCUCGGCGUCAUCACCGCCCUUACCUCCACCUCCGACGCGGUUCCCAUCGCCGUCGCCGUCGCCCGGCACUUCCCGACGUACACCGCGAAGAGCGUGCGGGGCGGCGGCCGCGGCGGAGUCGAGCGGGGGCGCAUCGCGUUGAGGGGAAGAGUUCUCGUCGCGCAAACCUGCGCGUCGCCGCUCUCGUGCGACCUGGAUGCGGAGACUCGCGCGCGCGUCGUCGCGGUCUCCAGGGCGGUGCGUCUCGCGUCUCGCGUCGUGGACACCCCGCCCGCGGCGAUGGACCCCGACGCGCUCGUCGGCGAGGCGGCGGCGGUUGCGGCGGAGUUGGCGGGACCGACGCACGGCUUGGACGUUUCGUGGGACGCGUUGCGGUACGACGCUCUGAAAGCGUGUGGGUUCGGCGGGUUGGUCGCGGUCGGUGACGCGGCGGCGCGAGACGGCAGGGAGCCCGCGCUGGUGCACGUCAAGUACCGCCCGAGUGGCGGCGCGCCGGGUUCGCGCUUGAGGAAGAUUGCGCUCGUGGGCAAGGGGAUCACGUACGACACCGGCGGGUUGCAGAUCAAGGGCAAGUCGGGAAUGCCGGGGAUGAAGACGGACAUGGGCGGAGCCGCCGCGACCCUCGGCGCGUUCAAGGCGCUCUGCCAACUUCGGCCGCAGCACGUCGAGCUUCACCUCGUGCUGUGCAUCGCCGAGAACGCGGUGGGUCCCGGGGCGUUUCGACCCGACGACGUCGUCACGCCCCUCUCGGGUCGAACCGUGGAGAUUAACAACACCGACGCCGAGGGACGUUUAGUGCUCGCCGACGGCGUGGCGUACGCGUCCGGGACGUUGGGAUGCGACGACGUCAUCGACGUGGCGACGCUGACCGGCGCGCAGAUGAUCGCCACGGGGAAGAACUUCGCGGGGGUGCUCUCGGACGACGAGGCGAUGGAACGCGCGUGCGUGGACGCCGGUCGAGCGAGCGGAGACUUGGCGCACCCUCUGCCGUACGCGCCCGAGUUUUUCACCAAAGAGUUUGGGAGCAAGAUCGCGGACAUGAAGAACAGCGUGAAGGACCGGACGAACGCGCAGACGUCGUGCGCGGGUCAGUUCAUCGCCAACCACCUGGACCGCGGUUGGAACAAGGCGGAUCCGGAUGCAUCGGGGGAAGAAGAGACGGAGGGACGGAUAAGGCGGCGGUGGCUGCACGUCGACAUGGCUGGCCCGGCGACGAAUAAGGACGGACGGGGGACCGGGUACGGCGUUGCCCUCCUCGUGCACCUGAUCAGCGGGGAACUUUACGCCGACGGGAAGUGA